Gastrolobium bilobum is the source of this 3304-nucleotide messenger RNA. Its product is annotated as G-type lectin S-receptor-like serine/threonine-protein kinase At4g03230. Gene Ontology annotation, biological process: recognition of pollen; protein phosphorylation. Gene Ontology annotation, molecular function: protein kinase activity; ATP binding. Lineage: Eukaryota; Viridiplantae; Streptophyta; Magnoliopsida; Fabales; Fabaceae. The transcript has 8 exons. Bases 41 to 3187 code for a protein of 1048 amino acids. The record is from RefSeq and is a predicted model, not a curated record.
AAAAAGGGAUUUUGAGAGUUGUGGCUCUAUCUUUAGAUGCAUGACCGGGCUGUGCUCCCGAGUUAAUUCUGUGGUACAUAACUCCUUUUACAGAACCACAAGUUUUCCUCUUCUCCUAGUCUCGCUGUUACUGUUCUCUUCACACCCGUUACAAACAAUUAUGGAUAACAUGAGAGCUAUUAUUCUCUUCCACCUCUAUGCUUGGUUGCUAUGCUUUUCUCAGCCACCAUUACCAUGUUUAGCAAGAGAUACUUUAAACGCAGGCGAGAAGAUAAUAGGCAAUGAAACUACCCUUGUAUCAGCAGGAAAAAAAUUUGAACUAGGCUUCUUUUUCCCUGUUGGAAACAUCACUGGCGUCAAAGGAAGAUACUUAGGGAUAUGGUAUUACCGGCAAGAUGGCUCAGAACCAUACACAGUUGUGUGGGUUGCAAAUAGAGACAAACCUGUAACUGUUGAUUCUACUGGAGUUUUUCAAAUUGCCAAAGAUGGGAAUCUUGUAGUAGCAGAUACAUCAUCUGGGAAGAAGAACUACUGGUCAUCCGAACUUAAAAACUCUUCAUCCGCGAAUAAGACAGUGAAGUUGAUGGAUUCUGGGAACCUAGUGUUACUAGAUGAAGACUUGGGAAUAAAACUAUGGCAGAGCUUUGAACACCCAACCGAUACGUUCUUGCCAGGAAUGAAGAUGGAUAAGAAUUUGGGAUUGACUUCUUGGAGAAGUCUUGAAGAUCCAGGAAGUGGGAGCUUCACUUUUAAGAUGGCUCAAACAAGUGAUCACACCCGUUUCAUCAUCUUAAACAAUGACCAACUUCACUGGGAGAGUGAAGAUCAACAGUACUCAUCAAAUUCAGAAGCAACCCCUGGUGACAUAAGCAUUGAAGUUUACUUUUUGUUGACCAACUUCACUACCCUAAUAGCAAAGAACCUAAGUCUCAUGAGCUAUGAGAACACGAGGCUGUUUAUUAAUUCUACCGGUGUGAUACAAUUUAAGGUGAGGGGUAAUUUCCAAGAGGAAUCCAGUCAAUGGCUGCAGCCCAAAACCAUGUGUUUGAUAUAUAAUAAUUGUGGGAAUUUUUCUAGCUGUAAUGACAAUGACAGGAUAUGCAAGUGUUUGCCUGGAUUUGAUCCAAUGUCUCCUCAAAAUGAUGUCAUCACGAGAGAGGGAGAUUCUUCUCUACAAGGCAAGGGAUGUAUCAGAAAAACAGCAUCAUGUGCAAAAGACGCCACAUUCUUGAACUUGGUCAUGAUGAAAAUAAGAAGCCCGGAUAAAAAGGUAACAGCAGCAAACGAAUCAGAAUGCCAAUCUAUGUGCCUUAACACGUGUCCCCAGUGCGAAGCUUAUUCAUAUGCUACACCUACUACACGGCGUGAUCUUAAUCCCACCACCUGUUGGAUCUGGACACACAAUUUAACUACUCUUGUAGAAGAGUACCUUGAUGGUGAUGAUCGUAAGCUCUUUGUUCGGGUAGACAAAUCAGACAUAGAACCGACUCCAAAAACUUGUGAGCCUUGUGGAACAAACAUAGUCCCUUAUCCGCUGAGCACUGGACCAAGUUGUGGUGACCCAAAUUACUUCAAGUUCAGCUGCAACAACUCAACAGGUCAGCUUAGCUUCUUCCCGAACACCACCGACCAAACCUACCCAAUUACUAGCAUGGACCCAGAUUCGAAAAAGUUCUCUAUUCUGCUUUCUCAGGACUAUUCUUUCAAUCGUUAUUGCGGUGAAAGAGAGAAAAAUCUCAGUAUUUCUUCACCGUUUAGUAACGACAACCUGUGCUCUAACCAAUUAGAGGUCAGUUGGCAACCACCGUCCGAACCCACUUGUGCAGAGUCCAUUGAUUGCCUCGGUUGGAAACAUUCAACUUGCAAAGGAAACAGGUGUCUUUGCGAUGCAAACUAUUAUUGGCAUGGCGAUCUCUUGAGUUGUACAGAAAAAGCUAUAUCCUCUUCUAAUCCUAUUCCUACUAUAGAAGAUUCAACAAGAAAAGGAAACUCCAAAAGCUCACUGUCUUUGACUCUUAGCCUAAGUCUUACAGGAGUGGUUAUUCUAGCAUGCACACUUAUUUUUGCUUAUGUAUGCAGAAGAAAAAUAGCUCUUAAGCAAGACAGGGAAAACAUACAGAGAAAUAGAGGGCGCUUUUAUGACAGUGAAAGACAUGUAAAAGAUUUGAUAGACAUGGAGGGAUUACAAGAACAGGACAAUGAAGGCAUAGAGGUUCCCUAUUUUGAUUUUGAGAGCAUUUUAGUUGCUACGGAUCACUUCUCAGAAGCAAAUAAGCUUGGGAAAGGGGGUUAUGGGCCAGUUUACAAGGGUAAGCUUCAAGGUGGUCAAGAUAUUGCGGUAAAGAGGCUCUCAAGUGUUUCAUCACAAGGCUUACAGGAAUUCAAGAAUGAGGUUGUUUUAAUUGCCAAACUUCAACAUAGGAACCUUGUUAGAUUGCGGGGCUAUUGCGUAAAAGGAGAAGAAAAAAUAUUACUUUAUGAAUAUAUGCCUAACAAGAGCUUAGACUUAUUUAUAUUCGAUGCAACACAAAGUGUACUUUUGGAUUGGCCUAUGCGGUUUGACAUAAUUCUUGGAGUUGCUCGUGGUCUUCUUUAUCUUCACCAAGACUCUAGACUGAGAGUAAUUCAUAGAGAUUUGAAAACCAGCAACAUUCUUCUAGAUGGAGAGAUGCAACCAAAGAUUUCAGAUUUUGGAUUGGCAAGAAUAUUUGGACCUAAAGAGACCGAGGCAAACACGGAGAGGGUAGUGGGGACUUAUGGAUACAUGUCUCCUGAAUAUGCAUUGGAUGGACUUUUUUCAAUCAAAUCAGAUGUUUUCAGCUUUGGUGUGGUUCUGCUUGAGAUUAUUAGUGGGAAGAAGAACACGGGAUUCUAUCAAUCUAAUUCAAGCCUUUUGGGUUAUGCUUGGAGAUUAUGGGAAGAGAACAAGUUACUAGAUUUAAUGGAUUUAUCUCUAGGUGAAACUUGCAAUCCAGACCAAUUUGUUAGGUGCGCACGUAUUGCACUCUUAUGUGUACAAGAUGAACCAGAUGAUCGACCAACCAUGUCAAAUAUUUUGACAAUGCUUGACAGUGAGACUAUAACUCUUCCAAUCCCUAAACAAGCAACAUUUUUUGCACGUAAAGAUCUACCCAGCACAUCUUCUUCAAGUGUGCGGUUUGAGAGUAGCACUCAAGAAGGUCGAUAGAGCAUUAUAAAGAAUCAUAGAGCAUUAAUUAAUAAUGUUGAUAGUUUCCUUUUCCCGCUUUCCUUAGAAAAAAUCAUGUAAGCUCUAUUUAGGAGAACAAAACAUCAAGUGUCAGCA